UCACUGUUCAAGAUACGUAAUACCCGGGCCUUUUGCCCAAUGUGCAAUUUUCUUAAGAACUUCAGCUCCGCACAUGGUUCAGUCAGUCGGUUUGCUUACGUAUUUCGUCUAGCAUUGAUGACGUAACCGCCAAAAACCGUGAAAAGAAAUUAUAAUUAUAUUUCAAAGUGGCAAUUUUCCAACUUUCAUUUUCUUGCAUUAGUGAAUCUAAUCGUUUGGGUCAACAACCAUCGUUUCGGACGUAGAUCUCAAAAUCAUGGAUGCAGUUUGAUAUGAAGUAAGGAAACAAAGCAUUCAUCAACCUUCGACGAAUAAAAUUAAGCGAACCUACAGUCGGAUACCCUGCCAGUGGAAAUGUUGUGUUUUAAAAUAGAUAAAGGAAUGUGCAUCCGUCUAAGUCAGCCUGUGAAAACCGCGUCAUCUGCGACACCUUGUGUGCGAACUGGAGUUCGAAGUCUUGGUUGUAUGCCUGCAAGAUGCCAUCUUCUACACCCAAGCUCAACUGAAACAAAAGAAAAUCAUUCAGUUAUAUCAAUCUGGCCAAUGUUCUGUGCAACAAACUGUGUCAUAAACUCACAUGUUACAAAUCUAAUAACCUUAAUAACCGUGUAGAGAACAUCAAUUUUAAAUGUAUCUUC
This is a messenger RNA of Acanthoscelides obtectus, 638 nucleotides long. NCBI's taxonomy places the organism in Eukaryota, Metazoa, Arthropoda, Insecta, Coleoptera, Chrysomelidae. The record is from the annotation of a GenBank genome assembly.